CUGAGGCGAGAUUGUUAUAAGAUCUUGGCUUCAGACAAGCUCGACAGAGGCAGGUGCCAGGAGUACAAGGUUAGUUCCGGGCUCGGUUCAAGUUGAUAUAAAUAAAUUUCCCUAAAAUAGGAUAGCACAUGCUCGAGCCAGGCCUAAUUAAUAUUCCGUCAGACUCAGACCUACACGCAGCAGGAUCGUUGUUUCCAUCCGUGAAUCGAUCUGGUCUCUGCUUAGUUUGUAGGCGCUAGGAGUAUAUCCGCUCUGAGUAUACCAAUUCAGGACAUAUUUAUAAGAGAAUGGACGCCGCCGUUUUUCUUGGAUUGCUGCAUGCGUUAUUCGAUGGCUUCCUCAGGUUUAUUUGUGCCAACAUACCGCCUUUCAGGAGGCGUUGGAGUGUUAAGGAAAUGCCAGAAUUAUCAGGACGUGUGGCGAUAGUCACAGGUGGGAACACGGGGAUCGGCUUUGCAACUUGCCUCGAAUUGGCUCGUCGAGGAGCAAAAGUCUAUUUGGCAUCCAGGACGGAAUCCCGGGCGAAAGCAGCCAUCCAAAAGAUCAAACAACUCGUGCCCGAUGCACAAGUCGACUUCAUUCCCUUUGAUCUCAGGAUCUUAUCUUCUGCGAAAACAGCAGCAGAAGAAUUCAAGGGCAAAGAGUCUCGACUUGAUAUACUCAUCAACAACGCCGGCAUCAUGGCGGCACCAUACGAGCUCAGUCCAGAUGGAAUCGAAGUACAAGCUUGCAACGCAACUGGCCAUUUUGCUCUCACCUCUCACCUCUUACCGAUCCUCAAGCGGACGGCGUCAUCCAUCUCCGACUCGCAUGUCCGGAUCGUCAACGUCGCCAGCGUAGCACAUUUGUUCGGCACAGAUCCCGACUUCUCUAGCCUUGAGGGAAUGAAUCGUCCAAAUGAUUGGCCGAUGAGUAGAUACGAUUAUAGCAAGCUCAGUAAUGUCUUGUUCACCAAUGAACUCCAGAAAAGGCUUUCCGAUACCAGCAUCUAUUGCCUAUCGGUGCACCCAGGUUUGGUUGCCUCACAGAUCACAAGAAGCGUGAUUAGUGAAUCGCUUACAGACUUCUUAGCGAAAAUCGGUAGUUACAUCAUUUCCAGUCCACAUGAGGGAGCCCUGACGCAAUUAUACGCGGCCACUUCCCCGGAGAUCGAAAGCAAGGGACUGAGGGCCGCUUAUUUGGUGCCAUAUGGGCAAGUAGGUCGCAAGAGUCUGAUUGCUGAGGAUCGGGGUGGAAAAUUAGGCCGACAGUUCUGGGAUCUCUGUGAACGUUUGAUGCAAGCUGCUGAAGACAAACAGAAAUAAAUCUUCCCUUGGCAUUGGUCACUUUGAUGUUGAUGUUCAAGUUGAGAGUCAGCUACUGACAUUCAAGUUGCUUAUCAGAUUUUGAUUUUGCAUGUACUAAGCUCCUUCUCCAAUGAAAACUCUUAUCCCUUCGUUGACAUGCUUAUUCUGUUGAUUGCUGUCGCAGAAACGUAUCCCCUAAAGCAUGCUACUACUGCUAGUACCUACUAACAAGCAAUUUAUGGCAGAACAUCAAGGAA
Messenger RNA from Puccinia graminis f. sp. tritici CRL 75-36-700-3, 1543 nucleotides. RefSeq lists its product as uncharacterized. The record is from RefSeq and is a predicted model, not a curated record. Lineage: Eukaryota; Fungi; Basidiomycota; Pucciniomycetes; Pucciniales; Pucciniaceae. Bases 288 to 1304 code for a protein of 338 amino acids. The transcript has 11 exons.